GUCUUCCUACAUCGCGAUCGUUUUGUCAUCGGGCAGUGGCGCACCAUGGGGGGUAAUCUCGGCUGUCAUCGGUCCAUUCCUAAGGACCCGUCAGAUCUGUGCCAGAAAAACCGCAAGUUCAGCGCAGCUUGUAACUUCAGCAACAUCUUGGUGAGCCAAGAGAGACUGAACAUCAACACUGCCACCGAGGAGGAACUGAUGACCCUGCCUGGGGUGACCAGACAGGUAGCCCAGAAUAUAGUGGAGUAUAGAGAAUAUAUCGGAGGCUUCAAGAAGGUGGAGGACCUGGCUCUGGUCAGUGGGGUUGGAGCUGCCAAACUGGAACAGGUAAAGUUUGAGAUCUGUGUUAACAGUAAAAGUAGCUCAGCCCAACACUCGCCCAACUCUCUGAAAAAGGACGUGGACCAUGGGUACCAUAGCCAACACCUGUCUGCCACCAGGGUCAACAUCAACACCGCCAUUGCUUCCCAACUGAGGAACCUCCGAGGAGUGACCGAGGAGAUGGCCCAGGACAUUAUCCUCUACCGCACUCAGCAUGGUCCAUUGAAGAGCAUAGAGGACCUGCUCAAAGUGGACUCCAUUAGCUCAUCUUUUCUGGACAGGAUAAGGCACCAGGUGUAUGUCCAAAGAUCUCGGCCACCAUCCACCCAUACCAAUGGGGGCUUACACUUCAUGGCCAAACCGCAUCCAAGCCCAACCUCUCUAAGCCUACAGAGUGAGGACCUUGACUUUCCACCUGGAGGACCCACUCAGCUCAUCUCUACCCGUCCUCCUGUAGAAGUAUUUGGAGGUGUGAGGGAGGGCAAGCCAGUGCUCAGGCUGGCAACCUGGAACCUACACAACUGUAGCCUGGACAAAGCCAACAACCCUGGGGUCAGGGAGGUGGUGUGCAUGACCAUUUUAGAGAACUGCAUCAAGCUUCUAGCUGUCCAAGAUCUGACUGAUAAAGAUGCACUGGAAAAGUUCUGCACAGAGUUAAACCAGCCAUCUUUGCCUAACAUACGCAAGUGGAAAGGAGUCAGAGGAUCGUGGAAGUGCGUUGUUUCUGAAAAGCCAUCAUCCGGCCCUAACGAGAAAAUCUCAUGCUCUGGAUAUCUGUGGGACACAACAGCUGGCAUUGAACUGAAGAAUGUCAGCUUGCAAGAAAGCCCUCAGACCAAUGGCAAUGGCAAGCACAUGUAUUUACAGCCCUACAUUGCACAUUUUAAGGUUGGAACAAAUGAUGUGACCUUGGUAAAUAUUCACCUGCGCCCUCCCCCAAAUGAAGCUGGAAAGCAGCAGAGUGACAGCCACAAACCGUCUACCUUUGGACAAACGCUGCAGGAGACCCUGAAAGGGGAAAAGGAUGUGAUCAUUUUGGGAGGAUUCAGCCAACCCUCAGACAGCAGUAACUUUGAUUCUUUGAGAAAAGAAAAGUUUCACAACUUGCUUCCAGCAAACACAUUUACAAAUAUCAGCACAAAGACUCCUCAGGGGAAUAAGUCCCUGGACAAUAUCUGGAUCAGCAAGAGCCUGAAGAAAGUGUUCACAGGUUACUCAUUGGUGGUGAGAGAGGGCCUCACAAACCCUUGGAUUCCAGACAACUGGUCAUGGGGUGGCGUGGCUUCAGAGAACUGCCCUAUACUAGCGGAAUUUUACAUGGAGAAAGACUGCAGCAAAAAGGAGUUGGCUUCAAAAGCUAAUGGAGUCACUGUGGAACGCAACGAGGCAAACUCAAAACAUGAAAGAUGAAAAAUCAAUAAAGCACUUUUAUCUCAUCAGGAGAUGCAAGAGGGGAUAUUUCUCCAAUAUUCUGACUGUGAACUGUGAAUAGGACUCCUACGCUUUCAAUAUCUGAGAUAUUAAUGUUUGAUUUCAAGUGCCCACCGCCUCUUAUGUUAACAACGGAUAUUGUAGAAUAUCAGUUUGUGCUAGAUAAACCAUUGCUCUUUAUGAUGUCUCAGCUUUCCAUGGACAUUUAUGAACCCAUAAAAAAAGACUGCAACCAGAAGAGAAGGAAACUAUACUUAAACUUUCUGUGAAACGUUUUAUUUUUAACUGAUGCAAUAACGUAACAUAAGACUGUCAACAGGAGACCCUUAACACUGUCAGUUAUUUUUGUUCUCAAUUUAAUGAAAUUACCUGCAGAUUGCAUGCUUUUGUACAGUACACAUUGAGAACAUUUUGAACUUUUUAACUAUGCACUUUUAACCCCUCUAAAGCUACUGAAGCCAGAUGGCUUAAAAAUGUGAUCGGACUAUGCUUAAAAUAAAUGACUUCC
Nanorana parkeri is the source of this 2260-nucleotide messenger RNA. RefSeq names its product endonuclease/exonuclease/phosphatase family domain containing 1 (gene EEPD1). Gene Ontology annotation, molecular function: DNA binding. The record is from RefSeq and is a predicted model, not a curated record. Gene Ontology annotation, biological process: DNA repair. Bases 46 to 1731 code for a protein of 561 amino acids. NCBI's taxonomy places the organism in Eukaryota, Metazoa, Chordata, Amphibia, Anura, Dicroglossidae. The transcript is spliced from 7 exons. Gene Ontology annotation, cellular component: plasma membrane.